Molecule: messenger RNA, 756 nt
Organism: Papilio xuthus (Asian swallowtail)
Lineage: Eukaryota; Metazoa; Arthropoda; Insecta; Lepidoptera; Papilionidae
Product: sodium channel protein Nach
Exons: 7
Coding region: 1-756 (251 amino acids)
Biological process (GO): sodium ion transmembrane transport
Cellular component (GO): plasma membrane
Molecular function (GO): ligand-gated sodium channel activity
Source: RefSeq, a predicted model, not a curated record
AUGGAAGAGGUCCUUCAAAAAUGCGACAAGUUGUUAGUGCAUUGCACCUUUAAUAGAAAGGUAAAGAAUUGUGUCGAUAUGUUCAGAUUGAUUAAAACAUACGACGGUCACUGUUGUACAUUUAACUACGCCGCUCUCAAUGAUGACCGCAAAGGUUCUGUGUCAGCGAAAGAUGAAGACAUUGAAUAUUACGAAGAUCCAAGUGGUGAGGAUGUCACCACAAAUCAACCUAUAGUGGUAACCUCGGAGUCGGGCAGGGGAUCUGGUCUCAGUGUUAUUUUGAACGUAGAACCAAAUGAUUAUCCAAAUUGGUCUGGCGUACCGUACUACGGGGCGAAGAUUUUGAUCAGCGACCCUAACGAUUAUCCAGAGAUCACAGUUUCGUAUAGAUUUUUAAGUCUAGGAGAGUCUUUAGAUAUGAAAGUACAACCGUUAGUGUUUCAAUGUGAGGAGGAUAUUCGCAAUGUGUCUCCGGAGAAGCGCGCCUGCUGGUUCCACGAUGAGGUCUUGUUGCAAUACACUGAUCGAUACAGCUAUGAAACAUGUUUAACGGAAUUGAGGUCAAUACCAAUUUGCGAGUUUCAAAAUUUGGAAUGCUUAAACAAUGUAACAAUUUUCUUUUACCAAGGUUACAUAUCGGAGGAGGAUAGAGCCUGCGAUCCGGUGUGCUACAUGGAGUGCUGGGACAAGAGAUACAGUGUAUCGAGCGAUGUAACUCCAUUCCUUCCGGACAUUUUUGCUACUAGUGUAACGUGA